GUGCAGCAGCAGGGCCACUGAUUGCAUGUUUCGUGCAGCCCAGUGACAGUGACCACAGGGGUGUCAUCUAGCUCUGGGUCUACGGCGGAAUGAUGGAGGACCAGGAGGAUGAGACCUGCAGCAUUUACCCAGCCAUGCUGCCCAUCGGCAGUGAGAUCCAGGCUCGGCUUCAGCGGUUUGUGGAGGAGGGACUACACACCUCUGUGCUGACGGGUGUUUUGAUUGGCGUGGCGGUGGGCCUAUCCGUCAUCGGCUUUGUUCUGCUCAUCAUCUACAGGAGACACAAGCUGGCCAAAGAUCAGCAGCCAAACGUUCCCCAUUAUCGCUUCCGGAAAAGAGACAAGAUGCUCUUCUAUGGCAGGAAGAUAAUGAGAAAGGUACAGACCUUAUCUUCUGCCUCUCCUAACUUGAGCUCAGCAUCGCGGCAGAGGCUCCGAAAGAGAGCAAAAGUCAUGUCUAUAGCCCACCAGAUCUUGCGGAUACGGAGAGAGCCCCCCAGCCUGGAGCCCAAGGAGCCCCCCUCCUCGCUGUUGGAGGCCGACCUGACAGAGUUUGAUGUCCAGAACUCCCGCUUGCCCUUGGAGGUGCUCUACAUGCUGAAGAACGUGAGGGUGCUGGGCCACUUCGAGAAGCCAGUCUUCCUGGAGUUGUGCCGCCACAUGGUGUUUGUGGAGCUACAGGAGAGCGAGAACCUCUUCCAACCCGGCGAGACGGACGACAGCAUCUACGUGGUUCAAGAUGGCCGCCUGGAGCUCUGCAUCCGUGAGAAUGACGGCACAGACGUGGUGGUGAAGGAGGUGCUCCCUGGAGACAGCGUCCAUAGCCUGCUCAGCGUUCUGGACGUCAUCACCGGCUACGUUGCCCCGUAUAAGACGGUGUCGGCCCGGGCUGCAUCACGCUGCACGGUGCUCCGCCUGCCAGUGACCGCCUUCCAGGCUGUCUUUGAGAAGUACCCGGACACCCUUAUACGCGUAAUUCAGAUCAUCAUGGUGCGUCUCCAGAGGGUCACCUUCCUGGCUCUGCACAACUACCUGGGCCUGACCAGCGAGCUCUUCAACCCGGAGAGCCAGGCCGUCCCACUGGUGUCAGUAGCCACCGUUAUGGGGGAGGGCAGCCCUGCCAGGGCCUUCCGGAGACAGCCAGCAGCUCCUGGCGCUGAUGUCAGCAUGGUGUGCGAGCGAGCCGAUGCCCCUCUCGAGGAUGUGCCCUCCAGCCCCAUACACAGGUCCAUCCUGAAAAAGAGCAUAAACAUGCAGCACACCCCUGCUUCCCUGUUCCACUACGCUGACACCAGGGGGCAGCGUGAGCACAUCUUCCAUCACAGCAGAAUUAACGCCAUCUUCCAGGCAGCGAAGAAGGACCUCCUUAACUUCUUACAGCUGAGAGAUGCCAGUGUCCUGGAGGGCCGUGUGGACCUGCGUCACGUCAAGUCGGGCUCUGUGCUGGCAAAGCAGGGUGACCAGGACAUGAGCGUGCAGUUCGUGAUCUCGGGCCUGCUGCACGUCUACCAGCGCGUCAUCGACCGCGACGAGGACACGUGCCUGUUUGUGGCGCACCCUGGCGAGAUGGUGGGCCAGCUGGCGGUGCUGACGGGGGAGCCGCUUAUCUUCAGCGUGAGGGCGCAACGGGACUGCAGCUUCCUGUCCAUCACCAAGGCCAACUUCUACCACAUCAUGAGAGCCGAGCCUGGCGUGGUCCUGACCAUGGCCCACUCCGUGGUGCAGAGGGUCUCCCCGUUCGUCCGGCAGAUCGACUUUGCGCUGGAUUGGAUGGCGGUAGAGGCUGGACGCGCCCUCUACAGGCAGGAUGAUAAGUCCAAUUGCACCUUCAUUGUCCUGAGCGGCCGCCUGCGCUCUGUCAUCAUGAAGGAGAGCGGCAAGAAGGAGCUGAUUGGGGAGUACGGGCGAGGAGACCUCAUCGGCGUGGUGAGAGCCGGCACCCAAGGCAUGGCUGCAAACACAGACAGGUGGCGUCCCAGGCAGGCUGCCCCCCCCUCCCCCCAACCACUCCUCGAUUUUACUUUGCCACGAUGGUGGGGGGUUUGCCCCAGUGGUUUGCUAAUUCGUUGCCCCAUGGGCAAUUUCCUUUUAUGCCCUUUCCAGCACAUGCCCACGCCUCAUGGCUUGGCCCUGCACCCCCCCCUCAGCCAGUGGGACACAGUGAACCCAGCCUCAAACCUGUGCACUGUGUCCGUCCUGCCUGUGUCAGAGGAUGUGCCACUUGCCGCCUUCUCGCUGGAGCUGCAGCACGCCCUGGGGGCCAUCGGUCCCACCCUGCUGCUCACCAGUGACAUCAUAAUGCAGCGCCUGGGGACCACUGCCCUCGACAGUGCGCACGAGUAUCGCCUCUCCAGCUGGCUGGGUCACCAGGAGGACAUUCACCGCAUCGUACUCUACCAGUCUGAUGGCUCCCUUACCGCCUGGACCCAGCGCUGCAUCCGACAAGCCGACUGCAUCGUCAUCGUGGGGCUGGGGGAACAGGAGCCCAUGGUUGGGGAGCUGGAGCGCAUGCUGGAGGGAAGCGCCGUCAGGGCCCAGAAACACUUGGUCCUGCUGCACCGUGAGGACGGGCCGCCCCCCCAGGGCACAGCAGACUGGCUGAACAUGCGCAGCUGGAUCUCCAGACACCUACACCUGUCCUGCCCUCGGAGGCUGUUCUCCAGGAGAAGUCUGCCCAAGCUGAGAGAGAUGUAUCAGCGGCUGUCCCAGAAGCCACCCGAUCAACACUCCGACUUCUCUCGCCUUGCCCGAGUCCUCACUGGCAACGGCAUCGCCCUGGUGUUUGGGGGCGGUGGAGCCAGGGGCUGCUCCCACGUGGGGGUGCUGCGGGCACUUACGGAAGCCGGCAUCCCCGUGGACAUGGUGGGCGGCACUUCUGUGGGUUCUCUCAUGGGGGCGCUGUAUGCAGAGGACAGGAGCAGCAACCGGAUGAGGCUGCGGGCCCGUGAGUGGGCCAUGGAGAUGACAUCGGUGUUUAAGAAGGUUCUGGACCUGACCUACCCUGUUACAUCCAUGUUCUCUGGGGCUGCCUUCAACUCCAGCAUCAGCUCCGUCUUGAAGGACAAGCAGAUUGAGGACCUGUGGAUCCCAUAUUUCAACAUCACCACUGACAUCACAGCCUCCUCCAUGAGGGUGCACACAGAUGGGUCUUUGUGGAGGUACAUCCGUGCCAGCAUGUCACUUUCGGGAUACCUGCCCCCCCUCUGUGACCCUAAAGAUGGACAUCUGCUCAUGGACGGGGGCUACAUCAACAACCUGCCCGCGGAUGUGGCGCGCUCCAUGGGAUCCAAGGUGGUGAUUGCCGUUGACGUGGGCAACCAGGACGAAACCCACCUGACCAAUUAUGGCGACUCCCUGUCAGGGUGGUGGUUACUGUGGAAACGGCUCAACCCCAUGGCAGAGAAAGUGAAGGUGCUGGACAUGGCGGAGAUCCAGACGCGGCUGGCCUAUGUGUGCUGCGUGCAGCAUCUGGAGGCCAUGAAGAGCAGCGAGUACUGCGAGUACAUCCGGCCGCCCAUUGACCGCUACGGCACGCUGGAGUUUGGCAAGUUCGACGAGAUUGCUGAGGUGGGCUACCAGCACGGGAAGACAGUGUUCGACGUGUGGCGGCGAAGCGGCGUGGUGGACAGCAUGCUUAAAGACAGGCACCAGGAGUACCACAGGACCAAGAGCAACCAUGUGCUCACGUGCCCCAACGCAUCCUUCACAGACCUUGCGGAAAUCGUGUCCCGAAUCGAGCCAGUCAGACAUGCUUAUGUGGAAGAGGAGUCGGACUACCAGACAGACUAUGACGAGGAGGCCAUGGAGAGUGCUCUCUCUGACAUGGACACGUCCGCUCAGCUCGGAGAAAUCACCGAGGAGGAGACGGCCAACACGGAUGAAGAAAUGGAAAUGAGAUGAAGGGAUCAGGGCCCCACACCUCGCUGAGGAUCUCAGCUCUCGAUCGGCCCUCACACCCUCCCCACAGGAGGCUGGGGGGUGUCGCUUAUUUUUUAAAAUAUAUUUUAGAAUGAAAAUAGAUGCAUCAGUGCACAACAACAAAGACGCAUCAAAGGAAUGUUACAGAAACAGUAUAUAAAGUAAAAAUAACCAUUAUACUGUUGUACAAUAAAAAAAAAACAAUAACACUAAACAAUAAAUAAUCCAACGCCAGGAUUCAUAAUAAAAAAUAAGUUGAGAGUUUGUGUGUAAAUAAAGAGUCAAGUGUGAAACAACCCAAGGUAGCAGUAGGAACAGUUUUGGAGAAAAAGCUGUUUUUCAGCCUUGAGCUCCAUGACUUCAGGGUUUGCCGGGUGGUAGGGAGGCUGACAGCUGGUGUCCGGGGUGUGGGAUCCCGCCUGAUGCCCUGGGCCCCCCAGGUCAGGUAGAGCUCUCCCAGGUCUGCAAGCUCUUCACCGAUGAGCAGCCACUAAGAGCAGACGGACGCUUAAUGAUCUUGAGUCUGAAGUAAGAGGCUGAUAUUACAGGGAUGUAUUAUGAGAUUAGUAAUGGAUGGAUUAAAUACAAUAGACAUCAAAACAAUGACUGGAUUAAACUAAUCUACCUGGUAAUAUACUGCAUUGAUUUGUCAACAGUUACUAAUUGCUAAACUCAGCAGCAAAAUGUAUCAGAAAAGACCAUUUUUUCCCAGAUUUCAGCUUGAAAUAUGCACAGGCAGCUUCAAAUAUGGUACACUGGCCACACUCAGAGCUGGGGGCGAAUUUCGGAGACACGGCAGUCAUGCAGCUCUGAGACGGUACCUGGGAUCAGAGUGGGUGGCUGAUGGAGCUGCCCAAAGCUCAGUGAAAAUGGUGCUAAGCACGAGUCUCAUCUGGAUUUGCUCUUUGAAUAGCGUGAAAAGGCUUUUUUCCUUAUGCAUGUAUAUAACUUUUUAGAGUAUCUGUUUCUAUAGUUGCCGAUGGUACCUCACUGUUCAUACAGAUUGGCCGCUUGCCGAUUAUUGGUGCUUCCGUUUUACUGCAGUCACACAUUCACGUUUAUUAAUGCUCUGAGACAGAGCCGCAUCCCAUCUGGGGUGUUGCCCGGCCGCACCCUGCGCUCUCUGGGGUUGGUCCAAAGGCAUCACCACAGCACUGACCAGGAGGUCAUUUCAGAUCAUGUUCAUUCUCGCCUUUCCAAAGGUAACUAAAAGAAACCAUCUCUCUCCCUGGCAUUUGAGGAAGCAGCCCUUUCUCCAGAUAGUCAGCCUGUAGAUCAUCUGCCCCAUUCUGCUGUGUGCCACCUUUUACGUCUGAAAUAUCAGAGGUGUCUAAGAAAUGCAGCAGAGAGUGGAAUAUCCAGUACGGUUUACCAUUUAAACCUUGGAUUCCAUUGGAUUGUAUUUGCAUACCUUGGAUUACUACAGACAAAUGACGAUGCCACAAAGCUACUGUAUCAUCGAUAAAUUAAAAAAUAUUUUGUGCA
Molecule: messenger RNA, 5402 nt
Organism: Paramormyrops kingsleyae
Lineage: Eukaryota; Metazoa; Chordata; Actinopteri; Osteoglossiformes; Mormyridae
Source: RefSeq, a predicted model, not a curated record